AUGUCUGACAACCAGUUCACCCUCUUCACCAACGGCAGCUACUGCCUGGGUGGUGAGAUCGUCGACGAUCACCUCGUCAUCUCCGAAGAGACCGGCCGCAUCCUCAAGCGCACCGGCUACAUCGGCGGAGAGAUCGUGGAUCUGGAGGGUAACAUUGUCGCCCCUGGCUUUCUCGAGCUGCACACAAACGGCGUUAACGGCUUUCAUUUCACUCACUUUGAUGACGAGCGCCAAUACGAUCAAAAGCUGAAAGAGACAGCCGAGCACUAUGUCUCGCAGGGCGUAACCGGUUUUUGGGCUACAAUUCCCACUGUGUCUCCUGAUACUUUCCAGAAGAUCCUCCCAUCUCUUCAGCCCCGAUAUCUCUCUCCCAGUAGUGCCUAUCUUCAUGGCGCUCAUGCUGAGGGACCCUACCUCCAUCCUUCCAAAGCCGGUGCACACAACGCAUCCCUCUUCCACACCCCCUCAACGACGCCCUCCCCAACCACCAUCUAUGGCGCCACUGGCCUCCGAUCCGUCAAGCUCGCCACGCUCGCACCCGAGCUCCCCUCAAGCACCAGCCUCAUCAACACUCUCACCACCAACCACUCAAUCCGCGUCUCCCUCGGCCACACGACCGCCACCUACGCCGAUGGUCUCGCCGCCCUCGGUGCCGGCGCCACCUGCCUGACGCACACCCUCAACGCCAUGACACCGCUGCACUCCCGCCAACCCGGUCUCGCCGGCCUGAUCUCCCUCCCACCACCGCCCACGAAGAACGGCGGCGCUGCCCAACCUCAGCCCCAGCCCCCCUACUACACCCUCAUCGCCGACGGCCACCACCUCCACCCCUCCACCGUCUCCCUCCUCUACCGCGCAAACCCCUCCCGCGCCAUCCUCGUCUCCGACAGCAUCGAGCUCGCCUCGCCCGCCAUCCCCGCCGGCACCUACCCGGGCCACGCCCAGAUCUCGUCCGCCCAGCGCAAAGUCACGCACGACCCGGUCACGGGCGAGCCGUAUCCCUCGCCCAAAGCCGUCAUCGCCGCGAACGGCUCCACUACUGCCGCUAUUGAUGACGACGCGAGCAACGAAACCCUCAUCGGCGGCUGCGGCACCCUCGCCGAGGCCGUCCGCAACCUCGUCGCGUGGACCGGGUGCACGCUGCCGGAGGCGGUGCGCACCGUGACGGAGAACGUGGCCGGGCUGAUGGGCGUGGAUACGCCCGACUCGUUGGAGGGAGGCGGGGUGGGCGUGUUGAAGGAAGGGAAUAGGGCCGACCUGGUUGUGCUGAGCGAGGAGGGCGAGGUGCUGCAGACGUGGAUGUCCGGACGGAUGGUUUGGGAGAGGGAGGGCGGGUUGUGA
This is a messenger RNA of Lasiodiplodia theobromae, 1341 nucleotides long. Its product is annotated as N-acetylglucosamine-6-phosphate deacetylase. Gene Ontology annotation, biological process: N-acetylglucosamine catabolic process. Lineage: Eukaryota; Fungi; Ascomycota; Dothideomycetes; Botryosphaeriales; Botryosphaeriaceae. Gene Ontology annotation, molecular function: N-acetylglucosamine-6-phosphate deacetylase activity. The record is from RefSeq and is a predicted model, not a curated record. The transcript is spliced from 2 exons. Bases 1 to 1341 code for a protein of 446 amino acids.